Oncorhynchus mykiss (rainbow trout) is the source of this 823-nucleotide messenger RNA. The record is from RefSeq and is a predicted model, not a curated record. Lineage: Eukaryota; Metazoa; Chordata; Actinopteri; Salmoniformes; Salmonidae.
UUACACAACUAUUCAACAAUAAAACAUGUAGUUUAUAGGGGAAAUUAUUCUUUGCAACACAAAGUAAAAGUUUAGUUGUCUUUUUCUGAGUGGAAUAAUGUACUGACAUUAAACUAGUUAGCGAGCUAGCUUGCUACUGUAUAUAACUAGUUCGCUAUGUAACGCAGUAUUCAUUCCGUUAACUGACGUUAGCUAGUGUUUCCAGUUUUGAGAUCUAGCUAGCUAGUUAGCCAUUCUCGUGCUCAUGUUCUCUUGAUAAGUGGAUAAAUACAUGAUGACACUAUUCCUACCUGCACUUUGAAUCAUGGCAAGCAAACCGGUUUGGGAGCAGAUAGGUGCAGGCUUUGUGCAACAUUAUUACCAACAAUUUGAUUCUGAUAGAACCAAACUCGCCGAUCUCUAUACUGAUGCGUCAUGUUUAACAUGGGAAGGAGUUGGUUUCCAGGGGCAUAAAGCCAUUAUGGAGAAGAUCACUAGCUUACCGUUCCAGUCAAUUCAGCACAGCAUCACCGCACAGGACCACCAGCCCACGCCAGACAGCUGUGUAAUGAGCAUGGUGAUGGGACAGCUCAAGGCUGACACGGACCAGGUGAUGGGUUUUCAACAAACGUUCCUGCUGAAGAACGUGGACAACAAAUGGAUCUGCACAAAUGACAUGUUCAGAUUGGCACUACAUAACUUUGGAGCAUAGGAGGAAAUGGAAGGAUCAUGUACCUUCCACAGAGUUAGCUUUUUAUAUUACUUUUCAACUUUACGUGUGUGUGAGAGAAUGAUUGUCAGAUUCUUGUCUUCAAUAAACUCAUUAACCAGUUAUUCUGUAUUA